AUGCCUAUCUGGUCGUUGACCAAGGAGCGCAUCGAAAAGUUGCUGAAGCAGGUUGGUGACAAGGAGAUUGAGAUCGAUAACCUUAUCAAGCUCACCAAAGAGGAUCUCUGGACGAGAGAUCUCGAUGACUUCCUCAGCCAGUGGAGAUUCGAGCUUGACGAUGAGGCUAAGCGCCAAAAGAAAGUCGCGAACAUGGGUCGCCGAGGCUCCAGGAAGUUGAACAUAACUGGGGGCGUAGCAGGUCGAAAACGCAAGAUCGACUCUGACGAUGACGACUUUGAUGUUGCUCCUGUCAAAACUAAGAAGACUGCUAUGCCGAAGGAGGUCGGAGGCUUGCUUUCUUACAUGAUGCCGGACACCAAGACUAAGAUGUCGCCAAAAUCGAAGGCUAAAGCCCCGACAGUCACGCAAAAGGCUGCGAAGAAUGCCCUGGAUCUGAUAUCAGCACCAGCUAAGGAAGAAGACAAGGGCGAUGUCUGGAUGAAUCUGGACGGGGCAGGCUCGGAUGUGCCGAAGGAAACCAAGCCCAGAGCAGCUCCUCAAAAGACGGCUCCUCCAGUAAAGAAAGCGGUACCAGCGCCCAAGAAGAUCGACUCUGAUGAGGAUGAUGAAGCGGCGGACGAAGAGAUCAUACGUCCUACCGCUGGCCGUAGGCCUCGUGGUGCAGCUGCGAAGCUUGUCUCAUACAAUGUUGAUGGUUCGGACUCUGACGGCGAUGGUAUGCUCUUCGAUGUUGGUAAGAUGGUCAAAGGUAUCGAUACAGCCUCCGCACCUGCAGACAAAUCUCGGCCCCUAUUUUCAGCGUCGAUGUCUCGUCCCGGCAGCAGUGCAGGCCUCCCAAAGAGGUCCACCUCUUCAAAGCCCGCUAUCGAUAUCGAUAGUGACGAUACUAAUUAUUCCAAGCUUGCUCCUCCUACCGCGAAGAAAGGACCAGCCGUCACCGCGAGGAAGACGAUCCUCUCUGAUGACGACGAGGACUCCUUGGACGACAUCAUAGCGGCCCCUCCCAAAGCGUCCAAGCCAGCUCCAAAGGCCGCUGUCAAUCCCGGUCCUAAGGGCAAAGCCGUAGCGAAGAAGCCGACCAAAGGGGCUGCUCCCCCUCCCCCAGAAGCCAAGAAGUUGCCGUUGAGCCCUGCAGCGAAAGCUUAUGCAGCGAAGAAAGCCAAGGCAGAAAAGGCCGCGCUAAAAGCUAACAGUCCGUCAGAAGACGAACUGGAAGGUCUGGCAAAUGAGAUCAUGGAUGAUGAUGACGAUGAUGAGGAUGCAGGUCCGGCUGUGCGUCGACCAGCGCGGCGUGCAGCUUCUGCUGCGCCGAAGAAGAAAUGGGUUAUUUCCGAUGACGAGGACGAGCUUGAGGACGAGCUUGAGGAGAGCACGAUGCAAUUUGGUGACGGGGAUAGCGAUGAUUGA
This is a messenger RNA of Letharia columbiana, 1410 nucleotides long. RefSeq lists its product as uncharacterized. The record is from RefSeq and is a predicted model, not a curated record. The transcript has a single exon. Gene Ontology annotation, cellular component: nucleus. Gene Ontology annotation, molecular function: DNA binding; ATP binding; DNA topoisomerase type II (double strand cut, ATP-hydrolyzing) activity. Gene Ontology annotation, biological process: sister chromatid segregation; resolution of meiotic recombination intermediates. The coding region runs from base 1 to 1410 and encodes 469 amino acids. Lineage: Eukaryota; Fungi; Ascomycota; Lecanoromycetes; Lecanorales; Parmeliaceae.